Molecule: messenger RNA, 1763 nt
Organism: Tachyglossus aculeatus (Australian echidna)
Lineage: Eukaryota; Metazoa; Chordata; Mammalia; Monotremata; Tachyglossidae
Gene: MAT2B
Product: methionine adenosyltransferase 2B
Exons: 7
Coding region: 122-1066 (314 amino acids)
Biological process (GO): S-adenosylmethionine biosynthetic process
Cellular component (GO): methionine adenosyltransferase complex
Molecular function (GO): methionine adenosyltransferase regulator activity
Source: RefSeq, a predicted model, not a curated record
AGAUACUGCUCAGCAGGCUACUAAAGAAGCAGCAGUGCCUUGGGAAGUUGAGCUACCACCGAGUGAAGGGGGACGAAAAAGUGUCCGUCUUGAAAAAUGCAUCCCCAAGUCAUACUAGUUAAUGGAGGAUGUUAACAUCCCUGGUAGACGUGCUUUGAUUACUGGGGCCACUGGGCUUCUCGGAAGAGCUGUGUACAAAGAAUUUGAACAAAAUAAUUGGCAUGCAGUUGGCUGCGGGUUACGUAGAGCUCGACCCAAGUUUGAACAAGUUAAUCUGUUGGAUAAUACUGCGGUACAUGACAUCAUACAGGAUUUUCGGCCUCAUGUCGUCGUGCACUGUGCUGCAGAAAGAAGGCCUGAUGUUGUGGAAAAUCAACCAGAUGCUGCUUCCCAACUCAAUGUCGCAGCUUCAGGAAACUUGGCAAAAGAGGCAGCUGGAAUUGGAGCAUUUUUGAUCUACAUUAGUUCUGAUUAUGUAUUUGAUGGAACAAAUCCUCCCUAUAGAGAGGAGGAUGCACCGAAUCCCUUAAAUCUCUAUGGUAAAACCAAACUAGAAGGAGAAAAAGCGGUUCUGGAGAAUAAUGUAGGUGCUGCAGUGCUGAGGAUUCCUGUUCUGUACGGAGAAGUCGAAAAGCUCGAAGAGAGCGCCGUGACCAUUAUGUUCGAUAAAGUACAGUUCAGUAACAAAUCGGCCAACAUGGACCACUGGCAGCAGAGGUUUCCUACGAACGUCAAGGAUGUGGCUAGCGUUUGCCGUCAGCUGGCGGAGAAGAGAAUGUUGGACCCUUCAAUCAAAGGAACCUACCAUUGGUCAGGAAAUGAACAGAUGACCAAAUAUGAAAUGGCAUGUGCUAUUGCAGAUGCAUUCAACCUUCCCAGCAGUCACUUGAGACCAAUUACCGACAGCCCCGUGGUGGGCGCGCUCCGCCCGAGGAACGCCCAGCUCGACUGCUCCAAGCUAGAGACCCUGGGGAUCGCUCAGCGGACGCCGUUUCGAGUCGGAAUCAAAGAGUCGCUCUGGCCUUUCCUCAUUGACAAGAGGUGGAGACAGACGGUCUUCCAUUAAUUUGUAUUUUUUUAUGACAGAAGUCAAGUCUGCGGCACUUUUUAAAGAAAAAAAAAGGAAAUAGUUUUGUAUGAAUGUCCUUCAGCCGUAACACAUGAUCUUUCAGGUAUAAAGCUCUUGCACUCGUGACAUUAUCUAAAGAGGCUGUGGCGAAAGAAACAAUCUUUCCUUUUAUCCCUUCGUUUAUAUGAGCUUAAUCUCUCGCUCUGCUUAGAGUAAAUUAUGACUUUAGGCGGCACGGUUGAAGUUGGUCAGCUGUAGACCUUCUUUUGAGUAAUGCCCAUGUCCUCUGCAGUCCUUGCCUGCCACCUGUUUACCACUAUAUAUGUGUGGAUGUAUACAGUGGUUAUUCUGAUGUGAAAAUCAUUGGCAUUUUUGGGUUUGCUUUGCCUGAGCACAGAUCAAAACGUUCCUGAAAUGUGAAACCCUUAUUUUUGCAAUUUUGAGUGGCGUUUUUCCGCUUGGGAUAUUUUCACAACGUUAGCAUACCUUGAAACGUCUUUGGCUUCAUUUGUAACUACACAUGGUAAGCACGUGCGUCUGUCUGUGUGUCUUUUGUUAACCGCCCGUUCUUUUCACGCCGUGACGUCUGGUACCUAAAGGUGCACCGUCUUUGUUUCAAGCUGUUUCCGAUAAUGAGCCUUGCGGGUUUCUCUGACCGUUCCGAAGUAACAAUAAAUAUAAUUCUGACGCGAUA